Messenger RNA from Toxotes jaculatrix (banded archerfish), 3244 nucleotides. Its product is annotated as lymphotoxin-alpha-like. Lineage: Eukaryota; Metazoa; Chordata; Actinopteri; Toxotidae. The coding region runs from base 188 to 952 and encodes 254 amino acids. Gene Ontology annotation, biological process: immune response. Gene Ontology annotation, cellular component: membrane. The transcript is spliced from 4 exons. The record is from RefSeq and is a predicted model, not a curated record. Gene Ontology annotation, molecular function: tumor necrosis factor receptor binding.
CAUUUACAGUAAAGACAGUAAAUGCGGUGUAAUAACCUUAUGUAUCUGUGUUAGUGGUUCUAGUGAUGCCCACAUCUCAGAAGGAGGAAGUUCCAAGUUUGAGAGCCGAAACUCGGAGUUAAAUGCGUUAAAUCGAGACUCCAUACCAGUGCCGUGGUUUUCAACGUGGGCGACGCCACGCUGAUAAAUGGAGAGGUCGGAUGGGAGCUGGCGACCUAUCCGCGAAUGGGAAAGCAGCGGCAUGGAGGAACACGGCCGCUCCUUCUGCUGCGAAGAGGAGGCAGGACUCCAAAACACUUUGAUUCAACAUCUCCGCCAGAAAGAGAGACGGUUACAGCGAAUGGCUCACAUAUUAGCCGGGGCGCUCCUUCUGCUGGUUACAGCUGCUCUGGCUUUACUGGUUACGGUUGUACUUGAAGGGCGCGGUCCUCCGUCAGCGGACAGCCAGCCCAUGAAGGAGCCUGAGAGCCUGAGAGAGUCAUCAGGCAUCAGCAGCAGACAGCAGCAGUUCUUCAGGAAUCCUAGCGCCAUGCUAACAGUUCCAGAUAGCACCAACAUAUCCAGGGACUACCUUGAAUGGGAGAGUCAGACGGGAAAUGCUCACCUUCAUGGAGGUUUCAACUACUCCAAUGGGAACCUUGUGGUGCCCAGAAACGGCAUCUACAGAGUCUUCCUGCAGAUCACCUAUGAGAGCAAGAGUGGCCUUAAGUGUGACCCGGACCUCAGCAUCGUGGUGUAUUACUUUGCGGAUAGUUACCAGAAAAAUGUGCCUCUCCUUUCAUCUGUCGACACUGCGAGUUGCAGCAUGGAGCGCUGGAGUAAAUCCAUCUAUACGGCCGGCAUGUUUUCCCUGGAGGCUAACAGCAGACUGUUCGUGAAAUCAUUGCAGCCUGAACUUAUUGUUAACAAAGAACACCUGGUGUUCUUCGGCGCUGAACUUAUCUCUCAGUAAUUUGCUCAGUUAGAAUCACCUAAAUCAGGUUGCUUGCAUCCUCCGCUCCAUGAAAACUUAAGGGAGGAAACCAGUGUAGUUAUGGUUUCCUUUUCCUAUUACAUGUCGUGUAAACUCUAAACCCACUGAUGAAUUUGCAACAGCAGGAAGCUACAAGUAUCUGCUUGACCGCAGGUUUGCUGUAUCUCAUUGAAGUAAUAAGCUGCAUUGUUUUAACUAAUUAAUAACAGCUCACAGAGACAUACUGCUGCCUGAACAAUGAUUUAACUAUGAUACACUAUCCCCCCCCCAAAAAAAGCAUGUAUAUUUUCAUAUAGAACUUGCCUAACAUUUGUAACUCCAUAGCUUUUGGGCAAAAUAGCUACUGUCAGAUGUGUUAAAUAUAUUUUGUAUAACUUAUUUUAUAUGUUUGGAAGAAAAAUAAGCAUUCUGUCAUGAUCUUUCAUUAAUCACCAGAAAAUCCAUCCACCAAAAACCAUUACAUUUUCUUAUAGGUAACAAUUUUUUCUGUUUCGCCUUAAGUGCUUGCUCUGCGAUCAGGCUCUGGGUCUCUGUAAAGCGCUUUGAGACAAUUUUGGUCAUGGAAGGCGCUUGAACAGAACUGAAUACAAAGGCAACCGAUGUUAGGCCACCAACUUUGGGUUUUUCCCACCUUCUGAGACUACUGUGCUGUAACUGUGUUGCUGCUGGACGGUUUCCAAAGAAUAACAUGUUGUUGUUGGCCUGAAUUUCCAGCUAACCAACUUCAAAGCUAAAUCCAUAGCUUUGGAAAUUAAAUUUCUCUCUAAUUUGUUCCCAGUAAAGGUUUACCGUAGUUUCUCAGUCCUCGCAGGAAACAGUGAUCAUCCGUCUUUGUUGUCUUUGCCCUCCUGCAAGUCUUUAGUCACUGUUUUAACCAGUUCACAUUUUUUUAAUAAUGGUGACGAGUCAGUAAGUCAAUGGUAAAUGGUAAAAGGAGCCAGAAAACCGAGGCAGAGAUGACUUCACCAUUACUGUCUUAAUAGCGACCACCGAGCUCCUGAAGGGUGUGAGCCUCUCAGGUUUGCAGCACAUUGCAGUACAGGGUGAGUUUGAUGGUAAAACAAUGCAGGAUUACUGGCAGGCUAUUCACACAUAAGCCCAGCCCACGCCCACACACUCCAGCUGCUAUGUUAUUAUUUUUGUAACCAUGUAAUCAUCAGGUAAAUAAAUACGAAAGUGCAAAACUACUUUCACCAGUGCCAAAAGCCUAUAACAAAAGCUUCUACUGUCUGACUUAGCCUUUGCAGUGCCAACCACAGGCGUGCAUCCAGUUACAUUUAUAAAACAGCAUUGUGUUCAUAUGAGUGGUGCGCGCUUGACCUGCAAGUAAUAACCAUGUCAAAUAGGAUGAUUCAUGCCAGGAAAGGGCUUUUAUUUUGCACUGACUGAUACUGUAGUCCAGCUGUGAAACGUACCUGUCAAAAUAAAGUGGACUGGGAAUGCAAAACACAUGAAAGUCGAGAUCUAAGAGGAAUUUGAGAACACUCUGCUGUAAAUGUGCCGAUGGAUCAUUGUACCACUGCUGUGAUUGUGUAUGACUUUCACCGUGGGAUUCAUUGUAAGCUGAUAAAAAUGUAAGAAGGGUUAGUAUUUGUUUUUUUUUUAAUGUAAGCUGUUGUUGUAUGCUGUUAUUGUAUGCUUAUAUAAACCUAGAAAGCUAAAGAUGUUUUGGGGUUUUUUUUGUUUUGUUUUGUUUUUUUUAUUUAAUUCAUUGCUUGGGCACUUUGUACCCUAUAAUCUGCAUAGCUGGUGCUAUGCAGAUUGAUCCUAUGAUUUGUGAAUUUUUAUAUUUGUGUGUAUGUAUGCGGUGCUAAAAAAAAAAAAAAAAAGAAAAGAAAAGAAAAAAAAGUAUGACUCAAAAUCCUCUCCCAAAUGUUUUUCAUACUAACUCGCUUGAUCAGUUUGUGGAUUUUGGGUUUGCUCCCAAAAGCCAAACUGUUCCACGGCUGAAGGAAAACCCUAUAAAUGACUUCAUUAUUUUCAGUCUUAUAACCUGAGCAACUGAUUUAUAAUUGUCAUGACAUCAUUUAUUUAUUUAUUUACUGGCACACACCAAGAUGCUGAUCCCAAAAAAGGAAUGGCACUUAUGUAUAGCAUGGAUUGUAAAGUAAAUGUUACAGUAAUGAAUCUGAAAUGCAACAUCAUGCUUCAAUAGGUUUCUUUUCUUGUUAUUUACACAGUGUGAUUCCAAGUGUGGGAAAUGAAAUAAAAGAAAUUCCUCUUGUGCAUUAGAAAAGGGAACAAGUCUUUUUGCAGCCUGAUCCAUACCUG